Messenger RNA from Gamsiella multidivaricata, 2847 nucleotides. Its product is annotated as formate--tetrahydrofolate ligase-domain-containing protein. The record is from RefSeq and is a predicted model, not a curated record. Gene Ontology annotation, molecular function: methenyltetrahydrofolate cyclohydrolase activity; ATP binding; formate-tetrahydrofolate ligase activity. The coding region runs from base 1 to 2847 and encodes 948 amino acids. The transcript has 10 exons. Gene Ontology annotation, cellular component: cytosol. Gene Ontology annotation, biological process: tetrahydrofolate interconversion. Lineage: Eukaryota; Fungi; Mortierellomycota; Mortierellomycetes; Mortierellales; Mortierellaceae.
AUGGAGGAACAAGAAGUCCGGGCCGCUAAAAUCAUUGACGGGAAAGCAAUUGCAAAAGCGAUUGUCAAGAACGUCAAGACCGAGAUUGACCAGUUCAAACUCCAGAACCCAACCUUCCAACCGCGACUUGCGAUAGUGCAGUUGGGAGAGAAGGAGGAUUCUAACGUUUACGUGGCAAUGAAGAAGAAGACGUGCAAAAGGGCUGGGAUCGAGUAUACAGAGCACCACAUGCACGAGUCCACUUCACUCGCAGAGCUGCUGGACAUCAUCGGGAAGCUGAACGCAGACCCCGACAUGCAUGGUAUCUUAGUUCAGCUACCAUUACCACCGCAUAUUGACGCAAAGAUCGUUACGGAAGCGAUUGAUCCAAUCAAGGACAUUGAUGGGUUUCAUACGACCAACAUUGGACGACUGGCCAAAUUGUCAACAAUGCCCGACUUUGUGCCAUGCACACCAAAGGGGGUUCUGGAGUUGAUUCGAUCUACAGGAAUUGAGAUCGAAGGCAAGGCUGCCGUUGUUGUCGGACGCAGCGACGUUGUUGGUGCUCCAACAUUUCAUUUGCUUAACAAGAACAAUGCCACAGUGACGCUUUGCCAUGACAAGACCAAAAAUCUUGCUGAGACUGUCAAGACAGCCGAUAUCCUAGUGGUUGCGACCGGCCAUGCUGAGCUCAUCAAAGGGAACUGGCUCAAGAAGGGCGCAGUGGUCAUUGACGUUGGAAUCAACACUCAGAAAGACCUUACCAAAAAGAGAGGUGUCCGCCUCGUUGGCGAUGUCGAGUUCUCUAAGGCUCAACAGGUCGCUGGCCACAUCACCGCUGUUCCUGGGGGCGUGGGUCCCAUGACCGUGGCAAUGCUCAUGGAGAACACGCUGCUCUCAGCACGUCGAUUCUGGCAAACCCAGGUCGAAGCAGGCGCACUGUCCAAGAUCACGCCUUUACCACUAACUCUCAAGGAACCAGUCCCUAGUGAUAUCGAUAUCGCGUUGGGACAGACACCCAAAGUCAUCAAACAGGUCGCAGAAGAGAUUGGGUUGGGGCCUGAUGAGUUUGAGAUGUAUGGCAAAUAUAAGGCCAAAGUCGAUCCCGGAGUCUUGGAGCGUCUUGAGCACCGUCAGAAUGGCCGCUACGUUGUUGUGACGGGUAUCACGCCCACGCCCCUGGGUGAAGGAAAGUCAACGACGGUCGUAGGCCUAGUUCAGGCGCUGGGAGCACACUUGGACAAGAUCGCGUUUGGAUGUGUGCGUCAGCCCUCUCAGGGUCCCACAUUCGGUAUCAAAGGCGGUGCUGCUGGAGGUGGAUACUCUCAGAUCAUCCCAAUGGACGAGUUCAACCUGCAUUUGACUGGAGAUAUCCAUGCGGUCACCGCUGCCAACAACUUGCUUGCUGCUGCGAUUGAUGCACGCAUGUUCCAUGAAUCGGGCGCUACCGAUACGAUGCUCUUUAACCGCUUGUGUCCCAAGAAGAAGGGCAAGCGCAUGUUUGCGCCAGUGAUGCUCGAGCGAUUGACGCGCCUUGGGGUCCAUAAGAGCGGACCUGAUGAUCUGACGCCCGAGGAGAUCUCGAAGUUUGUAAGACUUGACAUCGAUCCAACUACGAUCACCUGGCAGCGCGUCAUGGAUACAAAUGACCGAUUCCUACGCAAAAUCGAGGUUGGACGCAAUGCAACCGAAGAAGGCCACGAGCGCAUGACCGGAUUUGAUAUUGCUGUCGCGUCCGAGGUCAUGGCCGUGUUAGCACUCAGUGCGGACCUGAAGGAUAUGCGCAAACGGUUGGGAAGGAUGGUGGUGGCGAGCAACCGGUCCGGCCAGCCAGUAACGGCAGAUGAUAUUGGAAUCGGCGGUGCAUUGACGGUACUGAUGAAAGAUGCGAUCAAGCCCAAUUUGAUGCAGACACUUGAAGGUACGCCGGUAUUUGUUCAUGCUGGGCCGUUUGCGAACAUUGCACACGGCAACUCUUCCGUGAUUGCGGAUCGGAUUGCGCUCAAGCUGGCAGGAGUGGAGCCAGGGAUGAAUCCAAGUAACAUGGGAUACGUAGUCACCGAAGCCGGGUUCGGCGCAGAUAUCGGGAUGGAAAAGUUUUUCGACAUCAAGUGCCGUGUCAGCAACUUGGUCCCGAACGCGGUCGUCCUGGUUGCGACUGUGAAAGCACUCAAGAUGCAUGGUGGCGGGCCAGAGGUCGUCCCGGGAAGGCCUCUGCCAGAGGUAUACUUGAGCGAGAACUUGCCGAUGCUGGCGGCUGGAUGUGCCAACUUGAGGAAACACAUUCAGAACGCAAAAAAGUUUGGCGUGCCAGUCGUGGUAGCGAUCAACAAGUUCACGUCGGAUACGGAUGCAGAGAUGGCGUUGAUUCGUAAGUUAGCCUUGGAAGCUGGUGCCUCGGAUGCGCUGCCGUGUGAUAACUGGGCCAAAGGUGGGCUGGGCGCUAUCGAGCUCGGUAAGGCGGUGGUGGAGGCGUGCGAUAAGCCGAGCGAUUUCAGGUACCUGUAUGAUGUCCAAGACGGCAUUGAAGCCAAGAUUGAGACGAUCGCGAAGGAGAUGUAUGGAGCGGAUGGGAUCGAUCUGUCCAAAGAAGCUCAGGACAAGAUCUCGACAUACACGCGCCAGGGAUUCGCUGGAUUGCCGAUCUGCAUGGCCAAGACACACUUGUCGCUCUCGCACGACCCAACUAGGAAGGGGGUGCCGACAGGGUUCCGUCUGCCAAUCCGUGACAUCCGCGCGUCCGUAGGUGCUGGAUUCCUAUACCCACUGAUCGGCAACAUGCAAACUAUGCCCGGUCUCCCAACGCGGCCAUCCUUUUAUGACAUUGAUAUCGAUUUCAAAACAGGUCGCGUCGUCGGCCUGUUCUAA